Gymnogyps californianus (California condor) is the source of this 829-nucleotide messenger RNA. It is a transcript of the gene TMEM216, whose product is annotated as transmembrane protein 216. Gene Ontology annotation, biological process: non-motile cilium assembly. The coding region runs from base 1 to 561 and encodes 186 amino acids. NCBI's taxonomy places the organism in Eukaryota, Metazoa, Chordata, Aves, Accipitriformes, Cathartidae. Gene Ontology annotation, cellular component: ciliary transition zone. The record is from RefSeq and is a predicted model, not a curated record. The transcript has 5 exons.
AUGCCGGGAGUCGGUGGGAGGCUGGCGGUGCGUCCCGGCUGCGCGGCGGGAAGGCGCAGCGGGGCCGGGAGCGGGGUUCAGCGGGGCCGGACCGUGCCGCGCCCCCCCCCCCUCCCUCCCUCCCCUCACGGCCGCCUGGCUCCCGCAGGCCGCCAGCGCUCCUCGGCCCCGCUGCAGGUCCUGCUUUUCCUCAACGGGUGGUACAGCGCUACCUACUUCCUCCUGGAGGCCUUCGUCUUCGUGUACAAAGUGCUGCUGCUGCCGUACCCCUUCACCAACCUGGUGCUGGACGUGGUGCUGCUCUUCCUCUACCUCGGCACUGAGGCCACUCGCAUCUUCUUCGGGUCCAAGGGCAACCUGUGCCAGCGGAAGGUGCCGCUCUCCAUCAGCCUGGCCCUGACCAUCCCGGCUGCCGUGAUGGCGGCCUAUUACCUGCUGCUGCAGACCUACGCCCUGCGCCUGGAAGCCAUCCUCAACGCCAUCCUCCUCCUCUUCUACGCCGUGGAGCUGCUGCUGGGCGUCCUCGCGCUGGUCUCCUUCUCCAGCGUGGAUUCGUACUGAGGCCCCGUGCCACGCCAAAGGACCAGGCACAGAGCGGCACAGGUACGCGAGGUGGCGGCGAGCCAGCGGCCCCGGUGCCAGUUCCACCUCCCAGGCCAGGCCCACGCCGGUGCCCCUGCCUGCAGGCAGCCCCGGGCAGGGGAGGUCUGCACCCUGCCUGCUCUCCGCUUCACCCGCAGCAUGCACGAGCGACCUGCCGGGCAGCACCCAACCCGCUGCCACCCGGGACGCGGCACCCAGGGCUUGUGACGCGCAGGUCAGUUCGAGG